UCUUUAUUUAUUUUUUUCUUUUUCCCUUUCGCGCCUCCCUCCCCGUUCGCGUUUUUAAUCUUCACCCACGUCGCUUCAGUUUCCUAUUUCGAGAAGAACCAAAACCACAACCCUAGCUCCGAUCGCAGCUCGGAGAAAUCGCACAGCGGAGACGAGAGGAAGAGGAGGAGGAGGAGGAGGAGGAGGAGGAAGGAGAGGAGGGGGUAGUCGAAGAUGUUCUACUCGCACACGUUCCUCGCGCGUAAGACCCCACUGGGGACGGUGUGGAUCGCGGCGCACCUCGAGAGGAAGAUCAAGAAGCCCCAAAUCGACAACAUUGACAUCCCCUCCUAUGCCGAAUGCAUAAUGUUUCCUGAAGUCCCAAUCGCUCUGAGACUGUCGGGGCAUCUUCUUCUCGGCCUGGUGCGCAUAUACUCAUGGAAGGUCAAUUACCUCUUUCAAGAUUGCAACAGAAUGCUCUCAGAUAUAAGGACGGCAUUUGCCACCGUGCAAAUUGAUUUGCCAGUUGAAGCCGACCAUGCUCCAUUCGAGUCUGUCACAUUGCCUGAGACAUUCGAACUCGAUGCAUUGGAGUUGGAUGAUUCAGUCUAUCAAACAGAUGGUCCAGAUAAUCACCGUAAAACUUAUGAUCAAAUUACUCUAACAGACAACACUUCUGGUGGAGAACAGUAUGUAGCUUUCAUGAUUGAUGAGGAUAAUAGGGUGGAUUCAGUAACUCAACCAGAAAUCUCAAACACUGGAGCUGCACUAAUGGAUGAGGACAUAUUGCCUCCAUUUGAGGGCAGUUUAGAAGCGUUUGAAACUCCAGUUCUAAAUACUGAAAGCUUCAGAGACUCUGCUCCGAGCAAUCAGGCAGAAGGUUCUGGUAGUUCAAACCAAAGAAAUUUAGUCCAGGAGCUUCCUGAGAUCGAGAUUAUGCGUGAAGCUGUGCAGAAUUCUGAGCUACAGAACCUUCAGGAAUUGGUUGAUGUGAACAAUGAAGCUGAAUUGCUUCACGAAAGUUCUUUUCCUGCAAAGAACGGAAAAGACAGCCUUUCUCCUAUAAUGGAGGGUGUAGCAUUCUCAGGAGGAGAAUCUUUUCCGAUGCCACCUGUUGCAGAACCUACAACUGUUGCCUCCAUAGAUGAUCCACAUUCACUUGAUGCUGGAAUACCUUUGGGGCAUCCCUUACCUGAUUUGGAGCUUCAACCAUCUCCUCCUGUCCAAGAGCAGAGGAAGAGAAAGAGAAAACAGUUCUAUGAUGAAACGCUGGUGUUGACUAAUGCGGAAAUGAAGAGACAGCUUGAAGACACCUCUCGAUUACUUCGCAAGAGAAGAAGACUCCCUUGUGCGGCCCUAGAUGUGUGGAGGUUUCGUAAGACUCUUCAAAAAGAACGUAUUUUUUAUGAGCCCUUGCUCUCUGGAAUGUGUACCGAUCUCCAAGAAGCCUUUAAGAAAAGCUUUCCUCUUUUAAGUGUUGAUUCUGCCCACGUGGAGGCUUCUCCUGGUCUUCCUCAUGUCUCUUCUCAUAAUGCUUUUCCAGAAGCAGAUAUUGAACUUGAGGUGCCUCGAUUUGAUACCUCUGUGGAAGGAAAUCUGCCUGAGUUAAACCCAUCUCCAUCCAGGAGGGAAGAGCUUACUCCUCUUAAUAAAACUCUUGAUUCGGCUCCAGGUGCUGGCACAGGAAGCGCUUUUGAGACCGAGGUACUGCCGACAUUUGAAAGCACUCUAUCGGCUGGACAAGUGGGCACUGAGCCCCCUGGAACUCCUUUGUUUAAUUUAGAGGAAGAACAACCUUUUGUGAGCAGAGAUGAUAUUCCAGAAAUUCCGGGCCUCUUAAAUUCUGCCGAUGGGGAAGACUUGAAUUUUUUGGAAGCAAGUAGUACGUCAUCAGGUUCUGAUGGAAUGGAUGUAGGAAGCAUGUCUGCCAGGACUAGGGCUGUGGCACAAUAUCUGAAGGAGCACACACCUUCAACUCCUUCAAAAAAUCAGACGGGAAAUAUUAGUUUGAACAAGAUUUUGGAAGGGAAAACCAGAAAGCAAUGUGCGAGAAUGUUCUUUGAAACCUUGGUAUUAAAGAGCUGUGACCUAAUUGAUGUACAACAAGAGGAAGCAUAUGGUGAUAUCCUAAUUUCAGCUAAGCCUGCCCUUUCAGCAGCGAAAUUCUGAAUGGAUACUAUCAGAUGUUUUUGAAGUUAUUUGCACAAAGUUUUGCAGUUUUAUGGUCGUGCUCCGUUGCAGCAGAUGUGUAGCUCAUAAGUCAGAAUGGAUCUCUAACUUAUACCGAUCACCGGAUUCCCUGCUCUUUGGCUGUAUAUUCUCCUGCACCAUCAGUACAUCACAAGUAGCAGUUAUCCUAAUUAUCAGCUAAUUAUGCCAACACAGCUAGUACCAAUGCAUCCUCAUUGUACUUCUUUUUUUUUUUUUUUUUUUUUUUUUUUUGUUUCCUUGUGCUUGUAAAGCGGCUUUGCCAGUUUUGGAGUAUAAAAGACCAUCAUGUAUAUAAGUUAUUGGUUGCGUCUUUCACUAUUGCAAGUACUAAUUUACAUCCUUUACACCAAACUCAGCACUUCUUAGGCUCUGCUAGUGUCUGUGCUAAUCGGCAUGUUUAAAUCCACCAUUGUUUCCAUGGAAAACUGUUGAGGCAAAGUGAGUGAAAUCCAUGUUUAAUCUUCAUGUCCCUUACCUUCUCUCAAAAAAAAAAAAAAA
This is a messenger RNA of Ananas comosus (pineapple), 2688 nucleotides long. RefSeq names its product sister chromatid cohesion 1 protein 3. Lineage: Eukaryota; Viridiplantae; Streptophyta; Magnoliopsida; Poales; Bromeliaceae. Gene Ontology annotation, biological process: mitotic sister chromatid cohesion; replication-born double-strand break repair via sister chromatid exchange; synaptonemal complex assembly. Gene Ontology annotation, cellular component: cohesin complex; synaptonemal complex. The coding region runs from base 214 to 2148 and encodes 644 amino acids. The record is from RefSeq and is a predicted model, not a curated record. The transcript is spliced from 14 exons. Gene Ontology annotation, molecular function: protein binding; chromatin binding.